Chara braunii is the source of this 2844-nucleotide messenger RNA. The record is from the annotation of a GenBank genome assembly. NCBI's taxonomy places the organism in Eukaryota, Viridiplantae, Streptophyta, Charophyceae, Charales, Characeae.
UGAGAGGAAGCGAGGAUCACGGUCACUGAUGAUGUUCUCGGGGAGGCCGUGAUGGCGRGCAACAUGGUYGAAGAAGAGUGUGGCGACGUCUUUGGCACUGUGCGAGGUCGUGCAAGGGAUGAAGUGGGCAUGUUUGGUCAAGCGGCAGACAAUGACGUAGAUGCAAUCAUGCCCGCGGUCAGUCUUGAGGAGGCCGCACACGAAGUCCAUGGAGAUGGACUGCCACCGAUCGCGGAGCUUGUUGUAAAUGGUGGCGAAGUCUGGGCAGGACAGAUAGCCUUGGGUGUAUCGAUGAUGAAGCGAUGGAAGGAGCUGAAUAUGGGUCAUGGUGGCGUAGACUUUCUCGGGGGGCUUGUGGUCGGGUCGUCACGAGAGGGCAUCGGCAACGCGGUUGCUUUUGCCGGGGUUGGCUUGCAGUUCAAGGAGCCGCUGACGAAUUACCACGAAAGACCUAUGUUGCUCGUUUUGAAGAACUGCAGCGAGGUUGCGCCACUGUUAGCGUUGGCAGCUGAAAACGGAUCUGUGGUGGGUGCAGAUAACGAGUCGUCAAUUGUGUUCGUACUGCCAACUCAACCCAGCUUUGUCGGCGCGCCUUUGCCGGAUAUCCCUGAAAACCGGCGGAUGAUCCCCCUGCUUGUGCGAUGCCUCUCGGCCAAUGUCACGUAUUUUGCGAGCAGCAGUGAGGUCAACAAAAGAGUUUUCCAGAGCUAUAAGGUCACAGACGAAGGGGUGCCCCUGGCCCUCGAUUUUCGAAACACCAGCCGCACUCACUUGGAUGUGAACAUCUGGUUUAAUGAGACGCUCACCGCUUUUUCUUUUGGGCAAUGGCCGAAAAGACAGCUGCGGCUACCGAGAUCUCUGAACGCAGUUACCAACGCUUUCCUCAGGUGGGCGACGAAUAAAUCGGAAGUGUACGCACCCAUGCUGUACGUGAAAGAUAUGCCCAAGCCAGAAACGAACCUGAACCUGGACAUUUCCUCAGGCAUUGGACCACUCUUCUUCUGCUGGGUUCUCCAUCUCCUGCUCCCAGUCACGGUGUUCAACCUGGUUUAUGAGAAGGAGAAGAAUCUAAGGAUGAUGAUGAAGAUGCAUGGCCUCGGAGAUAACGCCUACUGGGUUAUUUCCUAUGGCUAUUUCUUUGUCAUCAGUAUUCUGUACAAUGGUUUGUUCUUGGCGGCCGCAUCUGCAAUCCGAUUGAACUUCUUUAUACGGAACGAUUACAGUGUCCAGGUGGUAUUCUUCUUCCUCGUAGCGAACAACAUCAUUGCUCUAUCAUUCCUAAUAACUCCGCUCUUCUCCUCUGUCAAAACGGCUAUGGUCGUGUCGUAUCUAUACGUGUUCGGGAUGGGUCUUUUGGGCGAGUUUGUGAUUCGAAACUUUUGGGAGGAUGUCACUCUUACCCCUUGGCUUCUUAGAUGUAUCCAGAUUGUCCCUGCUUGGGCCAUCUAUAGGGGUCUUCUGGAGCUCGGAGCGUACGCGUCAAUCGCUAAGUACGAGGGGUCGCGGGGGCUGUCGUGGGACCGCAUGUCGGAGCCGUACAACGGCAUGGAUGAGGUGAUGUAUACCCUGCUGGUGGAGUGGUUUGUCUUCUUGUUGCUCGCCCUCUACCUCGACAAAGUGGUCGUAACGGGGAGUGGAGUGAAGCGCCAUCCGCUGUUCUUUUUGAAGUAUUUCUGGCGACGCUGGGGCGAUAAAGGGGCCGACGGGAAACGUGUACCUUUGAUGUCGUUGCCGGGCGAUGCACAGCAGGACGUGUUGGAGGAGCGCGCGGCAGUCGAGUUGGCCCUCAAUGACCCCAAGGGCUACUCAAUUGUGUGCGAUCACCUUCGCAAAGUAUAUCCGGGGGUAGAUGGCAAUCCGGAGAAAGUCGCUGUGCGGGAAUUAUCGCUUGCAGUCCGACGGGGCGAGUGUUUUGGGAUGUUGGGCCCGAACGGUGCUGGGAAAACCACCAGCAUCAACAUGAUGAUUGGUUUCUUGAGUCCGUCUUCUGGCAACGCUUUGAUCGAAGGUCUCUCCAUCGAUGACGAUGUCGAUAUGAUCUACUCUUUGAUGGGUGUUUGUCCCCAGCACGAUCUCCUUUGGGAGUCCCUGACCGCAAGGGAGCACCUGUGGUUCUUUGGCCGCCUCAAGAAUCUCAAAGGCCAAGAGCUCAAAGAUGCAGUGGACGCAUCCCUCAAAAACGUCGACCUUCAUCAUGCAACAGUGGCCGACCGGUUCGCAGGCAAAUACAGUGGCGGGAUGAAGAGAAGGCUCAGCGUUGCCAUCUCGUUGAUCGGCGAUCCUCUCGUGGUCUACAUGGAUGAACCGAGCACGGGCCUCGAUCCCGCGUCUCGAAACAACCUCUGGAAAGUCGUGAAGGCCGCAAAGAAGAACAGGGCGAUCAUCCUGACAACGCAUUCCAUGGAGGAGGCCGAGGCUCUGUGCGACCGGAUCGGCAUCGUUGUCGAUGGCGAGUUCCAGUGCAUUGGCGCGCCGAAGGAGUUGACCGCGCGCUAUGGCGGGACGUUCGUCUUCACCAUAUCGACUCCAGUUAGUCAAGAGGCGGAGGUGCAGGACCUCGUCAUCUCUCUCUCGCCAAAUGUCAGGAAAAUUUAUGGAAUCGGAGGCACCCAGAAGUUCGAAAUGCCGGUGGGCGACGUGAAGAUUGCCGACGUGUUUGCCAGAGUGGAGGCCGCCAAAAAGCGGCUGACGAUCCAUGCUUGGGGAAUUGCAAAUACAACACUGGAGGACGUCUUCAUCAGGGUUGCGAAAGAGGCUGGUAAUGUCAUGUGAACUUGACCCGAAUCUGGCUGUAACUCUGGCCAGAUACGUUCAGGGAAGUGCGACUACAAGGGUACGCCUUAG